AUGGCACUUGACAACAUGGAAGGCAACAGUCUGCCUGCUGGUCUAACACCCGAGGAAUUUCAGAGCUUGAAAUCUCAGGCGCUAGAAGCACGGAAGCUCUCUUACAGCCCGUACUCGAAGUUUCCAGUAGGGUGCUGUCUAAUGACCAAAUCUAAGGAUUGUUUUCUGGGAGCAAACGUUGAAAACGUAAGCACACCGGGCGGAAUAUGUGCGGAGCGCACCGCAAUUGUCAAAGCCGUCACAUCUGGCCACUUGAGUGACUGGUUAUGCAUCGCCAUUAGUGCAGAGUCUCUAGAAACAUGUAUCACGCCUUGCGGAAUCUGCAGACAGACGAUCCGGGAGUUUGCAGACCCACAGCUUCCAGUUGUGAUGCUCAAUGGCGAUGGAUCGAAGUGUAUAAUCAGGACCUUGCAAGAGCUGUUGCCCCUAAGUUUCGGGCCCACGCCCGGGACCUUUUGA
Molecule: messenger RNA, 459 nt
Organism: Lachancea dasiensis
Lineage: Eukaryota; Fungi; Ascomycota; Saccharomycetes; Saccharomycetales; Saccharomycetaceae
Source: the annotation of a GenBank genome assembly